Molecule: messenger RNA, 2210 nt
Organism: Yamadazyma tenuis ATCC 10573
Lineage: Eukaryota; Fungi; Ascomycota; Pichiomycetes; Serinales; Debaryomycetaceae
Gene: KEX1
Product: serine-type carboxypeptidase
Biological process (GO): apoptotic process; proteolysis
Cellular component (GO): trans-Golgi network
Molecular function (GO): serine-type carboxypeptidase activity
Source: RefSeq, a predicted model, not a curated record
AGUGAAACCCUGAUUAUGCCCAUGUAAAGAUGCUUUUCAUUCACAUAUUGCUAGCGAUGUUUGUCCAAGCGGUGUUUGUGGAGAGUCUCCACUUCAAGAGAGACUCCGAUAGAUCCCAGUUCUUGGUGUCCAAACUCCCAGGACUUCAGGAAAACUUUAAGGAUCUGGAGAUUCCUUUGAUGUUCGCAGGACAACUAGAAUUGUACAAGGAAAACGAUACUCAUUUGUUUUUUUGGAAGUACUCCGACAACAACAUCGAACCGGAGUAUAAGAAGAGAACCAUCUUCUGGCUUAAUGGCGGGCCUGGCUGCUCGUCGAUGGACGGGGCGUUAAUGGAGGUGGGUCCGUUCCGAAUUGAUUCCAAUUUGAAAGUCACCAAGAACCCCGGUCUGUGGCACCAGGCCGGUGACGUGGUAUUUGUGGACCAACCUGCCGGAACCGGGUUCAGCUACUCCAAGGAAUUUGACCACGACUUGGACCAGGUGCUGUGGCAAUUUUUACGGUUUAUGGAAGUGUACUUUGAGAUGUUUCCUGAAGAUGCUGACAACGAGAUCUACUUUGCUGGUGAGAGCUACGCAGGCCAAUAUAUUCCCUACAUUGCCGAUGGAAUUUUGAAACGGAACAAGAACUUGAAGGAAGGCCAAAAUCCCUACAAUUUGAAAGGGUUGUUGAUUGGUAACGGGUGGAUUGCGCCUGACGUACAGAGUUUAUCUUACUUGCCAUACGCGGUGGCGGCGGGUAUAAUAAACACCAACCACCCGGCAUGGACCAAGAUCCUCAAGCAGCACGAAAAAUGUCAGAAUGCCGCCAAUAACAUGAAUGGGGACAGCUUAAGUGACUUUGCUAUUGUUGACGAUAUCUGUGAGGGCAUUUUGACAACUCUUCUUUAUGAGACCAAAGACAACUCGGCCGCGGCCAACCAGCAAUGCUUCAACAUGUACGACUACACGUUGAAGGAUUCAUACCCUUCGUGUGGAAUGAACUGGCCGCCAGAUUUAGUGAACGUGAACCCAUUUUUGAACUCACUCGACAACCAAGCAUCGUUAAACUUGAUUUUGAAGAAGAAAUGGCACGAAUGUUCGGGCAGGGUUGGCAGCCGGUUUACGGCCAAGAAGUCUUAUCCUGCCGUGAAGUUGCUCCCAGGAAUUUUGGAGCAAAUUCCCGUGGUAUUGUUCAACGGGAACAGAGACAUUAUUUGCAAUUACAUCGGGACCGAGAACUUCAUCAAGCAGAUGGAGUGGAAUGGGGCCACAGGCUUCCAAGAAGAUUACGCAUAUGACUGGGUCUACGAUGGCCAGACUCUGGGGUAUAUUAAAACCGAAAGAAACUUGACGUUUAUCAACAUCUUUGAUGCCUCACACAUGGUUCCAUUCGAUAAACCCGAGCUUUCAAGAAGUUUGAUCGACGUUUUACUCAAGAACUUUGACAUAGAAACCGUUGACAUACCCGGAGACACCGAGAAGAAGGCCAUUGUCACGUAUCCGCUUGGAGUCCGUAAGUUACAUCAAGAGGUUCCCCAGCCUUCGAGUACAACUGCAGCCCCUACUUCGACCAACACCCAAGUGACUGGCUCGUUCACCCAAUUUGCAUCGUCCGGUGCUGCAGCUUCCAGUCCUGCUGAACCUUCAAGCUCUUCUGUCCCUGCUGAAGAUAAGGCCUCGGGUCUGAGUCGUAUCACCAGAAUCAUCCAGUUGGUGGUGUUGGUGAUCAUUAUAUGGGGGGUUUAUAUGUUGUAUUCAACAUAUAAACUGAGACCAUCGUCCAUCAUCAGAACAGGGCCAUCGGGCAGAAAGAAGAAUGUUCAAUGGGCAGACCAAUUGAGACUGUUCCAGAAUGAUGAGGAAGUACCACCGUCUGGAUUGUUAAACAAAGCCCUUGGAGUGUUUCGUAGAGGAGAUACCAGGGGGAACUAUACUCCAACCGACACGGAUGACUACUUGGAAGACAUAGAAAUGGGAGAGAACUUGGUGCCGGGAAAUGUGGACCAUUUCAUUGUUGACAGUGAAGAUGAAGAAGAGGUGCGCAAGAGUGGGACGUGAGACUUUCAAUAUGAAUAUGUAGAAAUAUAUGAAACAGCCAAGACCACGUACGAACAAAGCAGAUAUAGAAACAACGACAUGGAUGAACAGCCGAAUAUCCACACGGACGAAGCGGACAUAGAAAACAUUUCAUAAUCUCUUCUCACAUCUCUAGCAUCACCAAAGUCGCAC